AUGGCAGAAGAAGGCAGUAACCCAACCCCUCAGGUGCAGAGGGUGAGUGACGCCUUCCUAGGGAGCCGAUACACAGCGGACUUCUUUGCAGCUUUGCGUCCUCCUAAACUGCAGUUGAAUGUUUCCAAGCAUACAUGGCAGCAGCAGCAGCAACAGCAGCAACAGCAACAGCAGCAACAACAGCAGCAGCAACCCGCUGAACUUGCUGCGCCCGAGUUGUUCCGUAGUCGCCGUUGGCUGGGCAACAAUGACCUCCGCUGGCAGCAGCAGCAAGUAACAGAGUUGCUGCUCGAGGAGCGCAUGCAUCUGCUGAGGGACAGUCAACUCAUGAGCCCCAGUUCUCUCCUCGCUGCCUACACCUAUGAACCCCACGCACCACCUCUGCCGCCGCAGCAUACAGCUGCUGCACAUGAACAAGCAUCAAACGCAACACACAAAGAUUCAGCAAAAGCAGCAGCAGCAGCUGGGACGGAAGAAGUGCCCGUAGCGUCCCCAGCGCGGGCUGCAACAGCAACAGCAGCAGCAGCAGCAGCAGAAACAGAGACAGCAGCAGCGCCUGCUGCCCCCAAAGAGGUGGUUGCAGAUACUCCACAGUCUGUCUCGAAGCACAACAAGGCCACCACUAAUUGUCUUGACAUCAGAGGCUGCAGCUAUGGUAGCAGCAGCUGCUGCUGCAGCAGCAGCAGCAGCAGCAGCAGCAGCAGAUGCUGCAACAAUGGCAGCUGCAGCAGCAGCAUUACAGAGCAGCAGAUCGACCAGAAGAGAGCGCGGCUGUUCUCUCGCCCGGAGGUUUUGACUGCACAGGUAAAUACAUAUUUGCUGCAGCAGCAGCAGCAGUAG
This is a messenger RNA of Eimeria mitis, 840 nucleotides long. RefSeq lists its product as uncharacterized. Lineage: Eukaryota; Apicomplexa; Conoidasida; Eucoccidiorida; Eimeriidae. The transcript has a single exon. The coding region runs from base 1 to 840 and encodes 279 amino acids. The record is from RefSeq and is a predicted model, not a curated record.